AUGGUCACCGCAUCCGCUUCGUAUAUUCCGCUAACUCCACCUUUGGAAUACACAACAACAUCAGUUGGAGACUGGCUCGAGCGGAUCUACGAAAGCUGCUUCGACAAGGUCUUUGGCUUUUGGAUGGGCAAACACGCAUGCGCAUUGGUUGUCGACCCCAACUCUAGUAUUAUCUCACCUCCGAGCGAAUACUUUUCCGAACUGGACGAGUCAAUCUUUGGUGACUGGGAGGCACGGAAUCAACAAGUUAGUGUCCAGUCACCCAGUCAAACACAGCAGAGAUGGGACCAGAUCGAUCAAUCCCUUAGACAUGCCAAACAGUCAUUUGCGGCACGGUGGUUCCACCUUCUACCGCCAGCCGAACGUGUAGGCGUGUUGCCUGAGCACAUUGUCAGAGAGUUCUGGCGCAGGUCACGCAGAGAUAUGCUGAAGGUUGUAAAUCGUGUGUCGUAUCGUUCUGCCCUGACCCUGUUUCUCUUCUCCUUGACGCCCGUCCCUGUGGGAAUAUCGGAAGAGGAGGAGAUGGACGGCUUAACAGGGCAACUUUGUGUCCAAGCCGCUCUGCAACAGAUCCAACGACUUCGUGAGGGGCAGCGCAGCUGCCAGUUUAGUGGAUCCAUGGUGGUGCAGGCGUCCGACCCGUUGACAAGGCCGGCAGCGAGUUCCAAACUCUCGGACAGUUUUUUGCGGAGCGAAGCCCGGGCAUUCUGGGCAGCGCUAACAUUCGAUACAUCUUCCUCGCUCACACUGAAUCUGAGAUCAACACUCACGUCGGGACUGCAUGGCGUGGAAGCUGAAACCUGUUGGCGGACGCUCAGAAUGGGUGCAUCAUCCUUUCACACCAGGACCGAGGAAUGGCGGAGAAAUCCCUUCUCAAUGACAGAGGAUGAAGUCUUGCAAACCAUAGCCGCCGCGGCAGCGGCAAAGCUGUAUGUGUGGAAGAUGAUUUCUGUCUUGAAAGAGGCACUCAGAGAAGGCUCUGAAGAUGAAAAGGUACUUCGAGCCUGGACAUCAGCCGCUUUAGGCAUUGAGAUAUUUCGAGUUACGUUUCGACCACUUCUCAACGACUGCGAACGACGUCUCCCAUUUCUCGGUCAGGUGGAAAGGCUGAACUGGUACGAACUUAUGCUGCAUUAUUACAUGGGCAUUAUGAUCCUUGUCGACGCGCUCGAGGUCGCGAGGCGUGAUGAUCUACUCUCGCAACUAAAAGACACAAAGCUCGAAGCCGAACAUGAGAUUUUCAGGGCGUUGAAAUUCGGUCUGGAUGGCCAAUUUACCGUCGGUGGAACUCAACAACCGGGGUCGAGCACAGGGACGCACAAUUCAAAUUCGGACCAGACGAUAAGUGCAUCGUUUAUCGCCCUCGACCCUUAUCCUCAUCAUGUCGUUGCCGCAGUUCAUCUUUUGGAGAAAGUCGUCAGCAAACAAUAUCGAAAGGGUCAGAUCAAGCUGGAGGCGUACAAGCACGUGAACGGGACUCUGCUCAAGUGCCUUGCGGAGCUACCACAGACUUCCAAGGCUGUACAAGCUGCUCGCCAAAAUCUGGAGAAUUCAUUCAAGGGGCUAGAAAAUGCCGUCGUCCAGUUUCCUGCACCCGACAGUACACGUUGGCUUUCUGGGAGUCCUCCAUCAUCACUCUCUGCAAUUGAACGACGUACUCACGAGGGAUCGGAUACCUCAAACAUCCCAGCUGAAGUGUGA
Fonsecaea multimorphosa CBS 102226 is the source of this 1701-nucleotide messenger RNA. RefSeq lists its product as uncharacterized. Lineage: Eukaryota; Fungi; Ascomycota; Eurotiomycetes; Chaetothyriales; Herpotrichiellaceae. Bases 1 to 1701 code for a protein of 566 amino acids. The record is from RefSeq and is a predicted model, not a curated record. The transcript has 2 exons.